ACGUCACGCGAAGCGCCGCGCGGGGUGGGGGGGAGCGGCCGCUGGGAGCGCGCGCGCUCAGAUCUCGGCGCGACCAUGGGGGCAGCGGCAGCCGAGGCGAAUCGCACGCUCUUCGUAGGGAACCUGGACCCCAAGGUCACCGAGGAGCUCAUCUUCGAGCUCUUCCACCAGGCGGGGCCCGUGAUCACCGUGAAGAUCCCGAAGGACCGGGAUGGACGGCCCAAGCAGUUCGCCUUCGUCAAUUUCAAGCACGAGGAGUCGGUGCCGUACGGGUUGCGGCUGCUCAACGGGAUCAAGCUGUACGGGCGGCCCAUGCGCAUCCAGUUCCGAUCAGGGAGCAGUCAUGCGGCCCAGGAUAUCAAUCCAUCCGGUUCCCAGCUCGGAGCUCCUGGCACCAACCCUCCCGGGAUGCCUCAUCCAGCAUCCAACUGCAGCAGGUAUGAGAGGGUUCCGGAUGGCAUGGCCACACCAGGAUUCCCGUCGAGCCUGCAGAGACAAGCGGUGAUGAACAGCGCGGCGCGGCAGCAGCCCCAGUUCGGGGGCAAGUACGAGCAGCCCGGCUUUGCCCCUCCCGGCUACCCGCACUCCUUCCACGCCGUGUCGGGCUCCCCGGGGCCACGGCGCCCCGAGGGGCCACGCAAGGCCCGGCUGGGCGCCCACCCCUACGGCCCCGACGGCCGCCACUUCGGCCGCGAGCGCUUCGGGGACUGCGGCCCCGAGUAUGGCCGCGGCAAGCGCGACGAGUACGGCUUCGAGGAGAGGGGCCACGAGGGCGAGCACCACUACCGGGGCCGCGAGGAGCACUACGACGACCGGCACUACGACGACCGGCACCGCGACGGCUGGAGCUACGAGCACCGCAGGGACAGCUACAGAGAGGCCAAGUGGCACUCUGCGCGGCACUGAGGGACUUGAGGGCAAAGCAAACGUGACCUGUUUCUCACCGAGUACAUGUAUAAACCCCCUCCCCCACCCCAAAAAAAACCCCAGUGAAGUCAACUUUUAGUGUUUGUAAAAAUACCAGCAGCGCAGUCCUGCCAAACUCUGGUCUCAGUAUUAAAUGUGUUAACGCACACUUCAGGGCUUUUCACGGGAUGAGAAAGGCAUGGUGAAGUCUUGGAGAAACCACCACGCUGUCCUUGUGUCACAGAUAAGUGCUGUUAGUAUUUUUCUAGGAGAAAGGAACAUCUGUGUCAGAUGGAAGGGUCUGGCAUUUUAAGCAGAGUUGAGGUGGGACAGAUGCUGCCUGGCAUCUGGAACAUUCCCCUUGUUUUUUACACAGUCACAGAAUCACACAUUGGUCUGGGUUGGUAGGUACAUUAAAGACCACGUCACUCCAACCCCCUGCCAGAGGCAGGGACACCUUCCAGGCUGCUCAGAGCCCCAUCCAGCCUGGCCUUGAAAGCUUCCACUGAUGGAGCAUCCGCAGGUUCCAUGGGUAACUUGUUACAGUGCCUAAGCACCCUCACAGUAAAGAAUUUUUCCCUAAUAUGUAAUCCAAACCUACUCCCUCAAUAUGAACUCACUCCCUGUUGUCCAUUUAAAAUAUUACAGUAUUGUCUUGGAGAACAUUAAAAAGUCUCCCUGGGGAAAGCCCCUGGGUGAACC
This is a messenger RNA of Serinus canaria (Common canary), 1608 nucleotides long. RefSeq names its product RNA binding motif protein 7 (gene RBM7). The record is from RefSeq and is a predicted model, not a curated record. Gene Ontology annotation, molecular function: single-stranded RNA binding. Gene Ontology annotation, biological process: regulation of alternative mRNA splicing, via spliceosome. NCBI's taxonomy places the organism in Eukaryota, Metazoa, Chordata, Aves, Passeriformes, Fringillidae. Gene Ontology annotation, cellular component: nucleus. The transcript is spliced from 5 exons. Bases 76 to 906 code for a protein of 276 amino acids.